UUCAUCCAGGGAGAUUGAAUGGAAGCGGCGGCGGCUGAAGGGGCGGCCAGUCUGUCCGAGGCCGGGGAUGGGAGUCCGUUAUCCGGGGCAACAGCAUCCGAGGACGCGGGGUCGGCGGACGAUGUGGAUGCGGAUUCCAUAUCGAAAAAGGCUUACAUCACAGAGAUGCCUUCAUCGUCAGGCCUGCCGUCUCAUGGGAAGAAGAUCGGACACAGAGGAGUGGACGCUUCUGGAGAGACCACGUAUAAGAAGACCACAUCUUCAGCGCUGAAGGGGGCCAUUCAGCUGGGAAUUGGCUACACGGUCGGUAACCUGAGUUCCAAGCCAGAGCGGGACGUCCUGAUGCAGGAUUUCUACGUGGUGGAGAGCAUCUUCUUCCCCAGUGAAGGGAGCAACCUGACGCCAGCACAUCAUUUCCCAGACUUCCGCUUCAAAACCUACGCUCCCGUGGCCUUCCGUUACUUCAGAGAGCUCUUCGGCAUACGGCCCGACGACUAUUUGUAUUCGCUGUGUAACGAGCCGCUGAUUGAACUGUCCAAUCCCGGAGCCAGCGGUUCAGUCUUUUAUCUCACAAAGGAUGAUGAGUUUAUCAUUAAGACAGUCAUGCACAAGGAGGCCGAGUUUUUGCAGAAGCUUCUUCCUGGAUAUUAUAUGAACUUGAAUCAGAAUCCUCGCACCUUAUUACCCAAGUUCUUUGGUCUCUACUGCGUACAAUCGGGUGGCAAGAACAUUCGAAUGGUGGUGAUGAACAACGUUUUGCCCAGGGUGGUGCGCAUGCACCUUAAAUACGACUUAAAGGGGUCCACAUACAAGAGAAGGGCUUCAAAAAAAGAGCGGGAAAAAGCAAAACCAACUUUUAAAGACCUCGACUUCAUGCAGGAAUUACCAGAUGGACUCAUGCUGGACACGGACACAUACAACGCCAUGGUCAAGACCUUACAGAGAGACUGUUUGGUCUUGGAAAGCUUUAAGAUUAUGGAUUACAGUUUGCUGCUUGGCGUUCACAACAUCGAUCAGGCAGCAAAAGAGCAGCAGAUGGAGGGAUCUCAGGGCAACAGUGAUGAAAAGAGGCCGCUGGCACAGAAAGCGCUUUACACCACUGCCAUGGAGUCCAUACAGGGAGCGUCAGCCUGUGGAGAGGGCAUUGACACAGAGGACACGAUGGGUGGCAUUCCUGCAGUCAAUGGAAGAGGAGAGCGUCUGUUACUCUACAUCGGAAUAAUAGACAUCUUGCAGUCAUACAGGUUAAUAAAGAAGCUGGAGCACACAUGGAAAGCUCUGGUCCACGAUGGGGACACGGUGUCUGUUCACAGACCGUCUUUCUACGCCGACCGCUUCCUCAGGUUCAUGAGCUCUACUGUGUUCAGAAAGACUUCCUCAUUAAAAUCGUCUCCGUCAAAGAGGGGUCGUGGGGGUCUGGCGGUGGGCAAAUACUGUGGACCCGGAGCGGCUUGGUCUGCCAGCCAGCUGCCCUUCAUGAGGGACGAAAACAUCUACGACCUCAGAGGAGCCCGCAGCUUCCCCACACUGGAGGAUGAUGGUCGGGCGGAUGUUCUUCCCUGCACUCCUCCUUCAUUCGAGGAGGCCACCACAGCCUCCAUCGCCACCACCCUCUCCUCCACCACCUCUCUGUCCAUCCCUGAACGAUCACCUUCGGACACCUCUGAACACCCGAGAUACAGGUAA
Molecule: messenger RNA, 1686 nt
Organism: Danio aesculapii
Lineage: Eukaryota; Metazoa; Chordata; Actinopteri; Cypriniformes; Danionidae
Product: phosphatidylinositol 4-phosphate 5-kinase type-1 gamma-like
Exons: 13
Coding region: 19-1686 (555 amino acids)
Biological process (GO): phosphatidylinositol metabolic process
Molecular function (GO): phosphatidylinositol kinase activity
Source: RefSeq, a predicted model, not a curated record